AUGGAUCGUUCCCGGAGCCCAGACAAAAGCACCCAGCCUACAACACCAACUGACAACAUCAACCUUGGACCUUCUGCUAACCCAAAUGCCAAGCCAACAGACUUUGACUUCCUGAAGGUUAUUGGCAAAGGAAGCUUUGGAAAAGUUCUCCUGGCCAAACGCAAGUGUGAUGGGACUUUUUAUGCAGUGAAAGUCUUGCAUAAGAAAACGAUCCUAAAGAAAAAGGAGCAAAACCACAUCAUGGCAGAACGCAAUGUGCUUCUGAAAAAUGUCAAGCACCCUUUCCUUGUGGGGCUCCACUACUCCUUCCAGACCUCAGAGAAGCUUUACUUUGUGCUUGACUAUGUAAAUGGAGGAGAGCUCUUCUUCCACUUGCAAAGGGAGCGCUGUUUCCGUGAACCCCGGGCCCGAUUCUACGCUGCCGAAGUUGCCAGUGCAAUUGGAUACCUGCAUUCCUUAAACAUCAUUUACAGGGACUUAAAACCUGAGAACAUUCUCCUGGAUUGCCAGGGACACAUAGUAUUGACAGACUUCGGACUCUGCAAAGAAGGAAUGGAGCAAGAGGAGACAACUUCUACAUUUUGUGGCACUCCCGAGUACUUGGCUCCUGAGGUGCUAAAGAAGCAGCCAUAUGACAGGACAGUCGACUGGUGGUGCCUAGGAGCUGUCCUCUAUGAGAUGCUGUUUGGACUACCUCCUUUUUACAGUCGGGAUGUGUCUCAGAUGUAUGACAACAUUCUGCACAAGCCACUCCAGAUUCAAGGAAGCAAGACUGUGGCAGCCUGUGACAUCCUCCAGGGACUUCUCCACAAGGACCAGAAGAGGAGGCUGGGUGCCAAGACAGACUUUCUUGAGAUAAAGAACCAUGUGUUCUUCAGCCCAAUAAACUGGGAUGACUUGUACCAAAAGAGGAUUACUCCUCCGUUUAACCCCAAUGUGGCCGGUCCAGCUGAUCUGCGACACUUUGAUCCAGAGUUCACCCAAGAAGCGAUACCUGCAUCCAUCACCCGCACACCUGACCUAGCAGCCAGCAGCUCCAGUGCCUCGGAUGCUUUUUUAGGAUUUUCUUAUGCACCAACUGAAGAGGGCAUCUAGGUUUUAUACAGGCUUUGAGAAGCCAGUUUUUUAACUGAAUGGGUUUUAUGUUUGGUAUGUUUUGUGUGGGGUAUUUAGUUUGUUUUAACGCUUGGUACUGUCCUUUACCCAUUGCUUAAAAAAUGGGACUAAUACACUAACUG
Messenger RNA from Mesitornis unicolor (brown roatelo), 1238 nucleotides. It is a transcript of the gene SGK2, whose product is annotated as serum/glucocorticoid regulated kinase 2. The coding region runs from base 1 to 1095 and encodes 364 amino acids. Lineage: Eukaryota; Metazoa; Chordata; Aves; Mesitornithiformes; Mesitornithidae. The transcript is spliced from 12 exons. Gene Ontology annotation, biological process: protein phosphorylation. The record is from RefSeq and is a predicted model, not a curated record. Gene Ontology annotation, molecular function: ATP binding; protein serine/threonine kinase activity.